AAUCCUACCAUGUGUUUACAAAAAUAAUCAAAUUCUAAUUUUUAACUUUUUAAUUGUAGAAUAAAAAAAAUACUUUGUGAAAUAUUAAAUAUAUUAAAAACCAAGUGUGAAAAUGAGUAAAUUACAAAACAAACAAAAGAUUAAAAAGAAUAAACAUCCAAAUGAAUCGAAAAAUUCUUCUAAAAUUAAAAAUAAUGAAAUUUCUAAAAAGGUAGAAAAAGUUUCUGUGAAUGCUGAUGCUCCUUCAAAGCCAAGUAUCUUAACGAAGAAAACAAUUUCAAAAACCACAAGUAAACUACCAGAUGUCAAGGACUUUUGGAAUUUAGAAGUAAAACAAAACUCAAAAAAGCAAAAGGCAGUCGAAGAUGAUGAUGACAGUCGCAAUGUGAAAAAGCAAAGACUUACAGGAGCUGAACGAUAUCAAAGAUACAUUGAUGAAGAAGAAAGAAUAAGAAAGAUUGAAGAGGAACUUGCUGAUCCCAACAUCGAUCCUCACACACCAGAUCAGUUUGAAAGAGCACUUUUAAAAGAUAGAAACAGCAGUUUCAUGUGGAUCAAGUAUAUGGCAUUCCAUCUUGAAACAGCAGAAACUGAAAAGGCUCGUGCUGUUGCAAAAAGAGCUUUAGCAGCGAUUAACUUCCGAGAAGAAGGAGAAUUGUUGAACGUUUGGAUUGCUCUUUUGAAUCUUGAAAUUCGUUUUGGCACGGAUGACAACUACAACGAAACACUUCGAGAAGCUGUUCAAAGAAAUGAUCCCUUCAAAGUUUAUUCUCGCACACUUACAGUGUUACUUGAAAUGGAGAAAUUUGAGGAAUCGAACAAUUUUGUUGACAUACUGAAGAAGAAGUUCAAGCCGCUUCCUGAUAUGUGGCUGCAAGUUAGCGAAGCGUAUUUAAAAAUGAAAAACGAGAAACAAGCAAAAGAAAUUCUCCCAAAAUCAUUAUUAAGUCUUAAGGAGAGAGAUCAUGUUGAGUACAUGGUUAAAUAUGCAUUAAUGGCAAGCAGAUACGACUUAAACGACUUCUCACAAACAAUCUUUGAGAAGAUCCUCUCAAGUUAUAACAAAAAACUUCCAGUGUGGUUCACUUACAUUAACAUGAUGACGAAAACUGGUGAAGUUGACAUUGCGCGAUCUUUAUUUGAACGAAUUUUAGUUAUUCAAUUUCCAAUGAAAAAAUUAAAAACAAUUUUUCAAAAGUACGUCGAAUUUGAGACCCGACAUGGUAAUGCUUCUAAUAUUUCAAAAAUUAAGAAAAUGGCAAGAAAUAUGUUAGAACAGGAAGCUGGAUCUGAAUAAAAAAAAUUACAAAAGUAUUUCGUUUGACAUUUUUAAUGUUUAUU
Molecule: messenger RNA, 1341 nt
Organism: Clunio marinus
Lineage: Eukaryota; Metazoa; Arthropoda; Insecta; Diptera; Chironomidae
Source: the annotation of a GenBank genome assembly